UGACGAGCCCCAAAUAGGACGAAACGCUCGUCCUGGAUUCCACUGCUGACCACUAUUUAUCUUUUAAUUUCAAAAUAUUUAUCAAAUAAAAAUAGAUUAUGUAGAACGAAAUCAUUAAUUAAAAUUAAAUAAGAUAUGAACAUUUUAUGAGAAAGAUACUAAGAAAAACAGUAUGGUAAGUUAAGUGAAUGAACUAACUUUUUCUGUACAAAAUGAUUGAGUUUAUUGACGUGUAUACCUAUAGCUUCUAGUGUAUGUAAAAGAUAAAGUUUGGAAAUCUAAAACAAUUGUAAUGGAAUUUUUAAAUAAACUUGAAAGUGAAAUUAAUAUCAACAUGGUGAGUGACUGGUAUCUACGAAAUGUGCCAAAACAGAGUUUGCAUUGUUCCUUUUUGUCCUUUGAUUUAUUAAAAGUGAUGAUUUUGGCGGAGUUUUGUUCUCUGAGCUUGAUGGUUUGGUCGUGGAGCUUUCAUCGUUCUUCUGAACGACAUCAUCAGCACGAACUUCAGGUAAAAGUUCACCUGAGCUACAAAUCUUUUCCACCAUCUCAAGAGUUUAAUGUUCGUCCAAUAUUUUUCAUGAUACGUCGUAUCACUGUCUCCAUAACUGUCUCCUCCUUUGAAGUCUGAUUUUGAUAAUACAGAUCCGCUCAAGCCUGUUGAUGAUUUCAAAUAAUAACACACUCAACACUGAAAGAUAAUUGACCAUACAUAAAGUUCUUUUCUUACGAACUAAUAGGUAACUCAAACGUAUAAUUCAUAUAAUUAUUAGCUUAGAUCAUUUAAGCAAUUCAAUCAUCUCAGUAAUUUUAGCAUAUCGGUGAAAAUUUCAGAACCCAUUCAAAGUAAAUGUGAUUAUUUUGAAGGAUAUAGACAUAAAAGUCUUUGUAGAUUAAAUUACUCAUAGCAUUAGCAAGUUCUGAAAUAUUCACAUACACAGAAAUGUUUACUUGAAACAUAAUGAAAUAAGUGACUAACAAAUUUACUUCAACUCAUUAUUUUCAAUUUUGUCAAGAAUAAGAUUUUUAACAGCGGUCGAAAUCAGCAAUGGUUUGAUGAUAUCAAAAGUUCACUGUAAAAUCAUUCGAUAUCAACUUAAUGAUCUAACGUUAACACCAUGAAGGUCAUAACCACGUACACAAAUGAAUAUAGUAAAAUAUCAAUCCAGCGUUUCCUGGUGUUCACUAGUUGUCUAGUUAAACUCAAUUCAUGAAGCAUGACUACAAAUUCUUAUUAUAUAUACAGUUGGGUUUAUUAUGAAAUGAUAUCAUUUAAAGAAUCUCAGGAAAUCCAAUUAAUGUCAAAUACUCGAUCUAUGAGUUUAAUAUUUUUCUAAGUAGUUUAUAAAUACAAUACAAAACAGGAUAUGUAAUUAAGAAACUUUAGGUUUCAUGAAUAGAAUAUCCCAUUUCAAAUAGAUAAUAGGAAUUCAACUUUCAAUCUUUCCGUUGUUGUCCAGGUUAGAAGAUAGUUACCGAUAAACAAAAUCGAAACAUUUUGAUAAUACCAAAAAUGAGUAUUGAUUAAUUACUGACUGUUAGCCAAUUUAGCACUGUGUUAAAACAGGAUGAAAACUUCAAAUCA
This is a messenger RNA of Schistosoma haematobium, 1582 nucleotides long. RefSeq lists its product as uncharacterized. The record is from RefSeq and is a predicted model, not a curated record. Bases 293 to 628 code for a protein of 111 amino acids. Lineage: Eukaryota; Metazoa; Platyhelminthes; Trematoda; Strigeidida; Schistosomatidae. The transcript has a single exon.